CUUUACUUGAUUCGAGUCCUAACAGUUUACGAGCAUAAAGGAAAUGAACCUCAGUCCAGGUGGCCAUCUCGCUGGUAGCUGCCGCCUCUUGGGCGUUGCGCUCGUGGUGGACGACAUCAGCAAGGGCUGCAACCUAGCCUUCCGAUACCCCGCUCCUUCCAGCGAGAAUGGCUCUAGUUUUCACACGCUUCCUGCCCCCCUCUUAGCGAAGCUCUUCCGGCCCAAGAACGCACUAUGCAACGCCAGCUUCGAGCUUGUAGUAGACGAUCUGCGUUUCGUUAGCCACCCAGUGCUUGUGUCGCGUCGAUUACCGGCAACGGCACCUGCGGAUGGCCCCAGUGGUGGCUCUACGACGACAAACGGCUCAACAUCGGCCACAGGAGCAUCCUCUACAGUUGUAGAGCAAUCAUCAAACAGCUCCACCGGUGCAACGGGGAACGAGACGACUAUGUUCAACAUCAUUUUCGCACUGGAAGACCGUCCUCCACAAGUAUCAAGACCUGCUGACGCUAUGGAUGGGACUAUUGACACGCAUUUGCUUCCUUUACAACAGGCAGAUGAGGAGGAACUUUUAGCCAGAAGACGGAGCAGCGCUCAAGCUUUCCACACUGUAGCGGCGCAGUUGGCCAAUGGACUUUUACACGAGGAACUUCGCGUGGGUUUUGUGUCAAAAGAAGUGAGGGAGUUGCUACAAUUAAGGGACGAAUUAGCUCAAAGUGAACGCAAUGCAGGGAGCAACAAUAAUGGAAUUCCAGGUGUCACCAGUGGGAACAGUGUAAGUGCAGCGGUGGCAGCCGGUGCGACGAGUGGCAGUAGCCUCACAAGUAAUACGGGAGGAAAUACUGCCACCAGUGGGUCGAGCUUAAUGCACCAUCAUCACCACAGGAAGGACGGGGAGAACGGAUCGUCGACAGUGGAGGUGGAUCCGCAGACUUUAAUUGAUGUUUCGUUAGGGAAAAGUGUACUGGCCAAUGACUUGAAGCGAGUUUUCCAUGGACUGGAAGAAUCUGGAGCCGCUCAUGUCGUACUGAAUGGAUGGGUGAAGCUGUCGCUAACUCUAACGGACGCUGUUACGGUGAAGAUGGCAAGCUUACGACCAUACCACACGCUUCUGUUACUGGCCGAUAAAGAGGAUAUCCUUAGCAAACUACCUGUAGACCAUGCGCGACAACUGCGUGAUCUGGUUGAUGCUGUGAAUCCUCUCAAGAGCUUCCAAGAUAUUGCACUUGAGACUGGUGUGCCUAUUCACCAGGUUUUUCGACUAGCAGCACAUCUCGUUUAUUGGGGUUUCGGGCGUAUUGUGGAUGCUAUCACCCUGUACAAUAUUUAUCAAGUCAAUGCGAAGGCAGAUCUACACGUUACGUCACCUCUUGCGUUGGAGUUUAGACGCAAAUUUGCUCCUUAUGAGUUGGGUGAAGUGUUGUCGACCUUCUCGGGUUCUCGACGUAUUGGAGAGUACAUGAAGACCUUGUCGACGGCGAAGAAGACCGAGUACAUCCACAUGCUCAUCUGGCUGCUACAACAGCGUUUCAUUGUACAGCUUCACCGCUACAUCUAUUUUAUGAUCCCGUCCGAUGGAGACUAUGCUGCAGAGCUCGGUAAUGGUGCAUCAUCAGUGGGGAGCUCUUCUCCUGCUUUAUUGGCGUCUAGUUUCCGUCGGCAACGAGUCAAUAGUAGCGCGACCAACACCAGUGCGCCUGGUAGUUUGCCUAUAGCUCAGACUCCGCCAAUGAACCCAGCAGCCAUGGCGCCGUCCCCUGUGCCAGCACCGCUGGAUGAGAAUCCUGCUGCAGACUCACGUGUACCUAUGGCGCAAGUGAUGAGUGUGGCUAGUCAGCUAUUGUUCACAGAUCAAGAGCGUGCGUAUCUGGCCAAGAUUGCCAAACCCAACCCAGUCUUUACGCUUUUUAAGAGGUUAUGCGUCUACUUCCAUGGAGAGCAUCAUAUCGAAGAGAUCAUGUGGCGAGAGAACCUUUCACGUGGCGAACUUCGCACAGUCAUGAGCACAUAUCAGGAUAUCAUUGUGUGUUGUCUGCACGAAUGAUUAGCUCAGCGUAAUGUCGCGUUCUGAUACAAGAAAAAAAAAUUCUGACCAACUUUACAGUUAAUACGUUCGGGAUUAGGGACAAACCAAGAAGCAAGCCGGCUACAGCUACGAAGUUUGUUGGUAUGCAACUUUUCUAUUCCUUUCUGUGUCUGACGCAUCCCAGUUAAUGCAACUUCUUGCAACUUU
Messenger RNA from Phytophthora nicotianae INRA-310, 2233 nucleotides. RefSeq lists its product as hypothetical. The coding region runs from base 44 to 2044 and encodes 666 amino acids. Gene Ontology annotation, cellular component: GATOR1 complex. The record is from RefSeq and is a predicted model, not a curated record. The transcript has a single exon. NCBI's taxonomy places the organism in Eukaryota, Oomycota, Peronosporomycetes, Peronosporales, Peronosporaceae. Gene Ontology annotation, biological process: cellular response to amino acid starvation; positive regulation of autophagy; negative regulation of TORC1 signaling.